AUGGUCGCCAACAUGGAUAUCGACGAGGACGACGAUCUCUACGUGCCCGAGGAACCCAAGGCCCAGGGCGCAACCCCAGACGACAAGCCCAAGGCAGACGAUCUUGAAGAAGGCGAAGAGGAAGAUGAGGGCGCGGCCAUGGACGAGGAUGAUGACGACUCAGAUAUUGAUAUCAUCACCGAACGAAAAGAUGGCUCCAAACCAGCUCCUCCUUCCCAAUCCAAAUAUAGCGAUAUUCGGAAUAUUCCUCAAAGAUCAGCCUCGAAUGACUCGCCUUCACAAUCAGCACCUGUCAAGAAGGAAGGCGAGUCGCGACAAUCCAGCUCGGUCAACGUUGCUGCGCCCAGCGCCGACAAGACCUCAGCCGCUGCCUCAAAAUCCACGAUAGACGUCAACGCGAUCCCUGUUCACGCUGCUUCAGGGAAACCCAUCACGCAAGUCAACAUUGACGAAGAUCUCCCAGAAAACGACAAGCCGUGGCGCAAGCCUGGUACGGACAUCAGCGACUACUUCAACUACGGCUUCGACGAGUUUACAUGGGCACUUUACGCCGCCAAGCAAGAGGCAGUCCGAGGCGAAUUCGGCGCCGAUGUUUUUGCCCAGAACAAUAAGAAGAUGAUGGACGAGUUCAACAUGAUGAUGAUGGGCGGCAUGGCCAUGCCAGGUGGUGGUAGCGGUGGCAACUCGGCUGCUGGUAUGCCCGGAAUGGAUGGCAUGCCCCCUGAGAUGCAGGCAAUGAUGCAGCAGAUGAUGGCCUCGGGCAUGGAUCCAAGUCAGAUGGACCCCAGCCAGAUGAAUGCCAUGUUUGCCGGUAUGCAAAAUGCUGGUGGUGCUGGAGGACAAGGCAGCCAAGGAGGCCAAGGGGGCAACUUUGGAGGCGGCUUCGGCGGGAACCAGAGCAACUUUGGAUACGAACAGAACAUGUCGGGCGGAGGUGGAGGUGGAGGACGGGGAGGAUUCGGCGGAGGUCGUGGACGUCGUGGAAGGUGGUGA
Molecule: messenger RNA, 993 nt
Organism: Fusarium keratoplasticum
Lineage: Eukaryota; Fungi; Ascomycota; Sordariomycetes; Hypocreales; Nectriaceae
Product: Pre-mRNA polyadenylation factor FIP1
Exons: 4
Coding region: 1-993 (330 amino acids)
Cellular component (GO): mRNA cleavage and polyadenylation specificity factor complex
Molecular function (GO): RNA binding
Source: RefSeq, a predicted model, not a curated record